Molecule: messenger RNA, 2414 nt
Organism: Cajanus cajan (pigeon pea)
Lineage: Eukaryota; Viridiplantae; Streptophyta; Magnoliopsida; Fabales; Fabaceae
Product: serine/threonine receptor-like kinase NFP
Biological process (GO): protein phosphorylation
Molecular function (GO): protein kinase activity; ATP binding
Source: RefSeq, a predicted model, not a curated record
AAAAUUGGAAAGCCUUCACUCCAACGGACCCCACACCUCUCGCAACUUUCAAGCAUCUUGACUAGUGAUACCAUAACAGAGUCUGAAAUGAGAAUGAGAAUAUAAAGCAACACUGAACUGAAAUCCAAAAACAAAAAACAGCAGAAUGAGAGUGUACGGGUUCCUCUCAGUCCUGAUGACCCUCUUGUUGGGUUCCUCGAACGGGCAAACCCCGCGACAGCAGAACAACACGGGGUUCAGGUGCACGGGGACACGCAGGUGCGAGGCGUACGCAUACUACACCGCUUCAAGCCCGGACUUCCUAGACCUAGCCUCGAUCGGCGACCUCUUCGAGGUGAGCCGGCUGAUGAUAUCCUCCCCGAGCAACAUCUCAAACCCCUCGACAGCCUUAGUCCCGAAGCAGCCCCUCCUCGUGCCUCUCACGUGCUCCUGCAACCGCGUCAACGCCACCUUCGGCUCCCUCUCCUACGCCAACAUCUCCUACAACAUCAAACCCAACGACACCUUCUUCGUCGUCUCCACCUUCAAGUUCAACAACCUCACCACCUACCCCUCCGUCGAGGUCGUCAACCCCACCCUCGUCGCCACCAACCUCUCCAUCGGCCAGACCACCAUCUUCCCCGUUUUCUGCAAAUGCCCUAACACCACCAAUUUCAAUUACUUUAUCUCCUACGUCGUACAACCCUCCGACAAUGUUUCCUCCAUCGCUUCAACCUUCGGGUCGGAUCAACAAUCCAUAAUUGACGUCAACGGUGACACUCUCCAUGAUUAUGAUACUAUUUUUGUUCCGGUGACGCGGCUCCCGGCUCUUUCGCAGGCCGCGGGGGCUUCUCCUACGGCGCCGGGACCCACGGCGGAGAACAGGACUGUUUCGAGUGGAGACGAUCGGACGGGGACUGUUAGAGGGCUGGGGAUUGGGUUGGGAGUGGUGGGGUUGUUGCUGAUUUUGGUGAGCGUUUUGUGGGUGUACAGGGAGGUUGUGAUGAAGGAGAAGUUGGGGCCGGGGGUGGUGAGGGAUGAUGAGGAGGAACAGAGGAAGGUGUAUUUUGGAGGGAAGGAGGAGAAGGUGGAUGUGAAGCUGAUGGCGAAUGUGUCAGAUUGUUUGGACAAGUAUAGGGUUUUUGGGGUGGAGGAACUGGUGGAGGCUACCGAUGGGUUUGAUCAGAGUUGCUUGGUUCAGGGGUCUGUUUACAGAGGGGAAAUUGAUGGGGAGGUCUUUGCGAUCAAGAAGAUGAAAUGGAAUGCAUACGAGGAACUCAAGAUCUUGCAGAAGGUAAACCAUGGGAAUCUGGUGAAGUUGGAGGGAUUUUGCAUAGACCCAGAAGAAGCAAAUUGCUAUCUAGUUUAUGAAUAUGUGGAGAAUGGAUCUCUGUACUCAUGGCUACAUGAGGACAAAAACGAAAAGCUGAACUGGAAAAAAAGGCUAAGAGUAGCCAUUGACAUUGCCAAUGGCCUCCAAUACAUCCACGAGCACACAAGGCCACGAGUUGUGCACAAAGACAUCAAGAGUAGCAACAUUCUCUUGGACUCGAACAUGAGAGCCAAAAUUGCCAAUUUUGGGCUUGCAAAGUCAGGAAUGAAUGCCAUUACCAUGCACAUUGUGGGAACACAGGGCUACAUUGCCCCUGAAUAUCUGGCUGAUGGUGUGGUCUCUACAAAGAUGGAUGUGUUCUCUUUUGGGGUUGUGUUGCUUGAACUAAUUUCUGGGAAGGAGGCCAUUGAUGAGGAGGGAAAUCUCUUGUGGGCAAGUGCCAUCAAAACCUUUGAAGUGGAUAAUGAGCCAGAGAAGUCUAGCAGACUGAAGGAAUGGUUGGAUAAGAAUUUUUUAAGGGAGACAUUUUCCACGGAAAGUUUGAUGGGUGUUCUCAAUGUAGCAAUUGCUUGUUUGCAUAGAGACCCCUCAAAGAGGCCUAGCAUAAUGGAUAUUGUCUAUGCACUAAGUAAAAGUGAAGAUAUGGGCUUUGACAUCUCAGAUGAAGGGAUUGGAUCCCCACGGGUUGUGGCUAGGUGAGAUGGGUUGAAAUACUGACCCAUCUGGCUUUGUUUUUUGUUAGAGAACCAUUUGGAUAUUUUUGUUUAAAGAAAUCCAUUUGGUAUUUUGGUAAUCUCUGGUUAGUGUGGCCUUGGUCCUUUUUGUAUUCUUUUUGCUAUGGAUAUGCUGACCACAAAAAAAGGGUUUAAAAGACCCUAAUAAGUAGUACUUCAUGAAGUAGGGCUUUUCUGAGGCCGAAAGUAAUAAGGGAGUCAAAUAAUCUUGGGUUGUAUACAUAAUAACUAGUUUGCUACCCAUGCUAUAUCACACGGUUAUGUUGGUUUGUAAUUUGUACACAUGCUGUAAAAUGAUUUAUUUUUAUGUAGUAUUAAGCUCAUGUAAUGAUGUAUAUUAACAUGAAUGCAAUCCAUGAUUUUGCUAA